Messenger RNA from Aspergillus alliaceus, 1054 nucleotides. Its product is annotated as riboflavin synthase. Bases 140 to 844 code for a protein of 234 amino acids. The transcript has 3 exons. Gene Ontology annotation, molecular function: riboflavin synthase activity. The record is from RefSeq and is a predicted model, not a curated record. Gene Ontology annotation, biological process: riboflavin biosynthetic process. NCBI's taxonomy places the organism in Eukaryota, Fungi, Ascomycota, Eurotiomycetes, Eurotiales, Aspergillaceae.
GCUUUGCCGGGCCCCGCAGGACACUGACAAGCGUAGGCGGAGCUAAGUGACAUUUACUUCGAGCUCUCUUCUAUAUAUCUUCCGCUCUCUUCCGCCUCAACUACCGCACGGAAUACACUGACAACCAUCACCUUCACCCAUGUUCACCGGCCUCGUUGAAACGAUCGGGACGGUCUCGUCCCUCGAGCCCCUCGACACCUCCGCAAGCGGGGGCGGGGGCACCUCCCUGACCAUCACCGACUGCGCCGAGAUCCUGACAGACGCACACCUGGGCGACAGCAUCAGUGUAAACGGAACCUGCCUAACAGUAACCGCCUUCGACAAUACUUGGUUCAAGGUCGGUGUCGCGCCCGAAACACUCCGUCGCACGAACCUGGGCUCCCUAACUACCAAUUCGCGCGUGAACCUCGAGCGCGCGGUCCUCAGUGAAACUCGUAUGGGCGGGCAUUUCGUCCAGGGCCAUGUCGACACCAUUGCUACUAUUUUGUCGGUGACGCCCGAUAGUAAUGCCUUGGUGUUGCGGUUGCGGCCGAGGGAUGCGGGCGUGUUGAGGUAUAUCGUUGAGAAGGGAUAUGUUACGCUUGAUGGGGCCAGUUUGACGGUUACGAAGGUUGUGGAUGGGGAGGAGGGGUACUUUGAGAUUAUGCUUAUUGCGUAUACGCAAGAGAAGAUUGUGACUGCUUCGAAGAAGGAGGGCGAGGAUGUAAAUGUUGAGAUUGAUAUUGUUGGGAAGUAUGUUGAGAAGAGUGUGCAGAGUUAUUUUGCGGGGGCUGUUGGUGGAGGGGAUUUUGGGAUUUUGGAGAAGAUGGUUUCAAGGAUUGUAGAUGAGAAGUUGAAGAAGUGAGAUUGGGGAUUAUUGAUGAACUUACGAUUGUGAAGAAUGCGCAGAUUGAACAGCCAGUUUGCUAGUAUAUUGCCAGGAAACACCAAACACUUUUAUUGCAUGCCAUCAAAGGGUAUAAUCUGGUCACCUGAAUGAAAUACUACUUGCGACACCCCCCAUAAAAUCCCCAGAAUCCCGACAAGGCACCCGAAGCCUUAGUAACUAUACUUG